CCAAGUUAUUCAUACAAUUAAAAUUUAGGGAUUAUAUGGUACUGCCCUUGUUUUUAUUAACCAACGGACCUUUAUGUGGGCCUUUUAAGUUUUGACUGCCAAAGUCAGCCCAACCCAGUAGUUUGGAUUGCUGUACAGUGGUCCACACGUGCCUCGACACUCUUGCUUGUUUGAAAGCUGAAGCACGAAAUCGUAACUGUCACCAAUCACCACACGUACGCAUCCUCUCUCUGUCAAUGACAAUGCCAUUGCUGGUGGUAGCCAGAGCUGCGACACCAUGCUUCCCCAGCUCCUCCACAUUCCGAUCAAACUCCAAUAGACGGAGUUUAAAUCAGCUUAUCCAAUGGUGAAAAUGCAUACACGUGUACACCGUCUAAUUGAAGAUCAAGGGAUAAUGCUGAUGCCAGGUUGCUACAACACACUUUCCGCGGCCAUUGUUCAAAAUACAGGUUUCACCGCGGGUUUCAUAUCCGGAUAUGCUGUCUCUGCUUCUCUCCUCGGCAAACCUGACGUUGGAUUACUCACGUUAGCUCUUCUGCUCUGUUUGUCGGCUUCAGGGCAUAUGCGCGGCAAACAGGUUAUACCUGCAGGAACUGUUGGGAUAUCCUCCCAAGUCCCACAUCGGAUAAAGAGGAGAAGUGGAACCAAGAACCAAGAACCAGAGAAAGGAUCUGCAGUGGUGCCUGUGUGUCGAAAGUCUUCCCGACAAGAGGAGUUCGGGCGGUCGUAUCCCGGGCAAAGUUGUAGCGGCGGCUUACAGAUGAGUGGGCAGAUUAUCCUGAGGGAGGUCACGAUUUGUUGUUGGUCCUUUGGUUGGAGGGAGGUUUGUUGCGGAUAUUGCGCUUCCAAGUCCCACAUCGGAUUAAAGAGGAGAAGUUGGGAUCAACAAUAUAAUGGUGGGCAGAUUAUCCCUGCAGGGGAGUUCACCCGAUUUGUGUGGUUGCCCAAAAACAAAUCCGUGGAGGAAUUCGGGGUUGGAUGGUACGCGUGGUCCCAUCAGGAACAUGCUGCAAAAAUAGCUUCUGCAAGGGAUGUUUUUGGGGAUUCUGACUUCUUCCUUGUUGCUAGGACUGAUGCACGUGCAACAUCAGCAAAAAAUGACCUUUCAGUUGCCAUUUCAAGGGCCAAUCUCUACAUGGAGGAUGAAGUACCAAGGAGUGACGAUGAGCUCAAAGAGAUUGGCAAAAGAACAAAAGGAUACAGGGUUUGUAACAUGAUCGAAGGAGGAGUCACACCAUUACGCACACCAGAGGAGCUAAAGGCGAUGGGAUUUCAUUUGAUUGUGCAUCCACUUACUUCCCUAUACGCGUCAGCCCGUGUUUUGGUUGAUGUGCUCAAAAUUCUGAAGGAGAAGAGAACUAAUAGAGAUAACCUCCAGAAAUUGGCUACUUUGAGGAAUUUAACGAACUGCUCAAUUUGGAAUUCUUAGUUUGAUCUUGAAGCUCGGUAUUCAAAUUUCAAGAAUGGCAUUGCAAUGAAGAGAUGAUAAGAGAAAAGCAAAUAUUGAAUAUCGUUCAUCCCGAACACUGUUAGUGUCAGUUAGAAUCUCGAAAGUUGGAACUAAUGUGCAUUUCUUGCCAAUGAGUUAACGUUGUUGUAUAAAUUGGCGCGCUCUUUCAAUAUAAAAAUGGAGGAGAAAUGCUAGAUGGCUCUGCCCGAGCAUGUUCGAGCAUUAAAAAAGUGCUAGAAUACAUGGUGGAUGAAAAUCUAGCUAGCCACUAAACAAAUACUGUUUUGACACCUCAACCCGAAGUAGAGAGGAUUUCUCUUGUUCUUCAUCAGGUGAAUACUGAGCAGCGAGGGUGUGUAUAUAUAUAUAUAGAUAUAUAUAAUUCAACUGUUAAUACUUAUUAAUUUGCAUAAUUUUAUGCAAUUGAACAGUAAUCAAAUGGAAGUACAUUGUUAUUAGUAUUAAUUUAGUUAAUACCACCCAACAUAAUUAGUGUAGUUGGUAAAAAUGGGGGCUUCUUCCUGGUUC
Jatropha curcas is the source of this 1978-nucleotide messenger RNA. NCBI's taxonomy places the organism in Eukaryota, Viridiplantae, Streptophyta, Magnoliopsida, Malpighiales, Euphorbiaceae. The record is from RefSeq and is a predicted model, not a curated record.